GUCUGAAGAUUUCCUUCCCUGUUCGGUGGCUUUGGUCCGGUCCAUCCGCCAAAGCCAGACCGUGCACGAGGUCACGGCUCUAGUCCUUCCGGAAAUCUCCGAAAAUGCGCGUGAGCAGAUUCUGGAGGCUGGAGCUGAUCAAGUGGUAACUGCCCAGGAGAUCCAGAAUCCCAACGAAGUGGUGCAGUACCAGGCAUUUGCCAAGAACUAUGCCAUUUUGAGGGUUUGGCAGCUUGAAGAGUUGACCAAGAAAGCCUUUCAUCGGGCAGCACCUGGGCGGAAUUCCAGGAGAAGAUGGAAAUGGGGAAUGAACGAUCAGGAACGGGCUGAUCACGUGAACAUAAGACUUCAGCAUCUUCAGCAGCUCUAA
Molecule: messenger RNA, 370 nt
Organism: Cladocopium goreaui
Lineage: Eukaryota; Dinophyceae; Suessiales; Symbiodiniaceae
Source: the annotation of a GenBank genome assembly